CCCUCGUUUGUCACGUGACCACGAAACCAAAAUGGCCGCGUUGGUGUUUUGACGAAUAAUACUUUUGUGUUUGUUUCAUUCUUUUAAAGAAAUCGGCCGGAGGUCGCGUUCAGCGCGCGGGGAAGAGGAGAAACACACUCCCGCUUCAUGUUUUAACUGAAGGAGCUUCAGCGAGACAAUCAGACUGUGUUGUAAUUCUGUGGUGUUUUAGACUAUGCACUUUCGGUGUUUAUAGGAGCCGCGGGGACAGAGGGGCUAGCUGCGGGGCUAGCGACAUUAUUCAGCUACAGAAAAUAAUUAAGAGAAAAGCGAUGGAAGAGCUCAGCGCGGAUGAGAUCCGGAGAAGACGACUGGCCCGGUUAGCUGGAGGUCAAACAUCCCAGCCCACCACCCCCCUUAGCACCCCUUUGACGUCCCCACAGAGAGAGACCCCUCCAGGUCCGCUGCCAGGGCCGUCGGGGGCGUCUCCACAGCCUUUACCACCAGCACCAUCCCACACUCUGGGCCUCAACACCCAAAAUGUCACCCCUGCCACUUCACCAAUGGGGGCUUCAGGGGUGGCGUACCGCAGCCAGAGCAGUGAGGGGGUCAGCUCUCUCUCCAGCUCCCCAUCCAACAGCCUUGAGACCCAGUCUCAGUCCCUGUCCCGCUCACAGAGCAUGGACAUCGACACAGCUUCCUGCGAAAAGAGCAUGUCCCAGGUGGAUGUGGACUCAGGAAUUGAGAACAUGGAAGUGGAGGACAGUGACCGCAGGGAGAAGCGUAACCUGGCUGAGAAGGACUCCUCGUCUAACCCAGAUGUGUCUGAGGAGCAGGCUCUGCAGCUCAUCUGCAAGAUUCUCCGUGUAUCCUGGAAGGAGCAGGACCGUGAUGUCAUCUUUCUGCCCUCGCUUGCUGCAGAGUUCCAGCAGAACCCAAAAGAUGUCUAUGCUGACUUCAAAGACUUGAUUGGCCAGAUCCUAAUGGAAGUGCUCAUGAUGUCCACCCAAUCACGUGACUGCAACCCCUUUGCUAGCCUGACCGCCACAUCACAGCCAAUCACUGCUGCCAAAUCCCCAGACCACCACUUGACACUCGUCCCGCCUUCCAGCCAGGGAAGCAGUCCCAUGAUGCCCUGCGGAGGCUCGUUCGGUGCCAGCUCUUUGUCCAGUCUGUAUGGAUGUAGUCCACAUCCUCUUACUCACAACUUCAGGAUGAGUGCACCGUCAAUUCCUGUGCCUUCAGCCCCUCUUGCAGGUGUGCCUCCUUCUGCAGGUGUGCCUCCUUCUGCAGGUGUGCCUCCUUCUGCAGGUGUGCCUCCUUCUGCAGGUGUGCCUCCUUCUGCAGGUGUGCCUCCUUCUGCAGGUGCGCCGCCUCCUGCAGGUGUGCGUCCUUCUGCAGGUGCGCUGCCUCCUGCAGGUGCCCCUCCUUCUGCAGUUGCCCCUCCUCCUGUAGAUGCUACCCCUCCUGCAGGUGCCCCAUCAGUACCUGUUCCACGUCUCCCUUUUAGCUCCUCUUCUCAAACCUCCUCUGCUCCUGUGCCCAUCUCUCAGAGGUACAGGCCCUACUCCCUCAGCCCCUCUCAGGGUUCCUCAUUCCCCAUGAGCUUAAGCCCCAGAUCUGGCCCUGCAGGGCCUUCAUCUACCCUGUCCACCUCCACCCAAAGCCCAGCUGUGCCGUCCAGCCCCCAGCCUGCCCCUCUGCCAUCUCCCAGACACCGGGCACGGAACACAGCUGUCCCAUUUCCCUUCAUGCCUGCCUCUCCCACCACUCUGGCCAGACGGACCGCUUUGGCUGCACGGAUGCCCUCUAGCCCUUUCUCUCUCCUCUUCUUUGCCCUGUCUGACAUGUCUCAGGACAGCAGCGACGAAGAGCUGGAGGAAGACGAGGAGGAGGAGGAUUUUUCUGGGGUUCAGUUUGGGUCAAGCCUGGGUGCGUCUGGUGGGGGAACGGCCUGUGACUCAGGCAGUGACCGCUUCACCAUCGAGGCGUGUAAAGAGACAGAGAUGCUGAACUACCUCAUCGAACGCUUUGACAGCGUGGGCAUGGAGGAGAGGAAGGCACCUAAGAUGUGCAGCCAACCGGCGGUUAGUCAGCUGCUCAGCAACAUACGCUCCCAGUGUAUUUCCCAUGCUGCUCUUGUGCUUCAGGGUGCCCUCACUCAGCCCAGGGCCCCGCUGCAGCCCUCCUUACUAGUCCCCUACAUGCUGUGCCGGAACCUUCCUUAUGGCUUUAUCCAGGAGCUGGUGCGCAUGACUCACCAGGAGGAGGAGGUGUUUAAACAGAUCUUCGUCCCCAUUCUCCAAGGGCUCGGAUUAGCUGUGAAAGAAUGUUCGUUUGACAGUGACAACUUUAAGUACCCCCUGAUGGCUUUAGCUGAACUUUGUGAAAUUAAGUUUGGAAAGACUCACCCUAUGUGCAAUUUGAUGACGUCUCUCCCACUGUGGUGCCCUGAUCCUUUGAGUCCUGGAGCCGGCAGAGAGAUCCAGAGACUGUCUUUCCUUGGAGCCUUCUUCAGUCUUUCUGUCUUCGCAGAGGAUGAUACUAAGGUGGGAGAUAAAUACUUCUCAGGCCCUGCCAUUACUAUGGAGAACACGCGUGUGGUCAGUCAGUCCUUGCAGCACUAUCUGGAGUCUGCCAGGGGCGACCUGUUCAAAAUCCUCCACCAGAUCUUGCUGAACGGAGAGACGAGGGAGGCUGCGCUCAGCUACAUGGCAGCUCUGGUGAAUCGUAAUGUGAAAAAGGCUCAGAUGCAGACGGACGAUAAGCUAGUGUCCACAGAUGGCUUCAUGAUGAACUUCCUAUGGGUGCUGCAGCAGCUAAGUAUGAAGAUUAAGCUGGAGACUGUGGAUCCCCUCUACAUUUUUCAUCCCAAGUGUCGAUUAAAUGUGAGUGUUGAGGAGACUCGACUUAAAGCCACCAUGGAGGAGCUGAAGAGCUGGCUGUCAGAACUGCAUGAAGACCCAGCCAAGUUCUCAGAACCCAAGUUCCCUACAGAAUGUUUCUUUCUAACGCUACACGCACAUCACCUGUCCAUCUUACCUGGGUGUCGUCGUUAUAUCCGCAGACUAAGAGCCAUUAGGGAUCUGAACAGAACUGUAGAGGAGCUGAAAAACAGUGAGAGCCAAUGGAAGGACUCACCCUUGGCCAGUCGACACAGGGAGAUGCUGAAGAGAUGCAAAACCCAGCUGAAGAAACUGGUGCGCUCGAAGGCUUGCGCUGAUGCUGGCCUGCUGGAUGAGAAUCUCCUGCGCAGAUGUCUCCAGUUCUACAGUAUGGUGAUUCAACUCAUUCUGCGCAUGGUGGACCCUGCCUACCCCAACAUGUCCAUGCCCCUGAGUCCUGAAAUUCCCAAGAGCUUUGCUGCACUGCCCGAGUUUUACAUUGAGGAUGUUGCGGAGUUUCUGCUUUUCAUUGUGCAGUAUUCUCCUCAGGUACUGUAUGAGCCCUGCACUCAGGACAUUGUGACCUUCUUGGUCGUGUUCAUCUGCAGUCAGAACUACAUCAGGAACCCUUACCUGAUUGCUAAGCUUGUGGAAGUGUUAUUUGUAACUAACCCAGCAGUUCAGCCCCGCACACAGCGCUUCUUUGAGAUGAUUGAGAACCACCCUCUGUCUGUCAAUCAGCUGGUCCCAGCUCUCAUGAAGUUCUACACAGAUGUGGAGCACACCGGAGCCACCAGCGAGUUCUAUGACAAGUUCACCAUCCGCUACCACAUCAGCACCAUCUUCAAGAGCCUUUGGCAAAACAUGGGCCAUCAUGGUACCUUCCUUGAAGAGUUCAACUCUGGGAAGCAGUUUGUACGCUACAUCAACAUGUUGAUCAAUGACACAACAUUCCUGCUGGACGAGAGUUUGGAGUCCCUGAAGCGCAUCCAUGAGAUCCAGGAGGAGAUGAAAAACAAAGAGCAGUGGGACCUGCUGCCCAGGGAGCAGCAGCAAGGCCGCCAGUCCCAGCUGACUCAGGACGAGAGGGUGUCGCGCUCCUACCUGGCCUUAGCCACAGAGACUGUGGAUAUGUUCCAUAUUCUCACCAAGCAGGUCCAGAAGCCCUUCCUCCGGCCUGAGCUGGGCCCUCGUCUGGCUGCAAUGUUGAACUACAACCUUCAGCAGCUGUGUGGACCCAAGUGUCGAGACCUGAAGGUGGAGAACCCUGAGAAAUACGGUUUUGAGCCCAAGAAGCUGUUGGACCAGCUCACAGAUAUCUACCUUCAGCUGGAUUGUGCUCGCUUUGCUAAAGCCAUUGCAGAUGAUCAGAGAUCAUACAGCAGGGAACUCUUUGAGGAAGUAAUUUCCAAAAUGAGAAAGGCAGGAAUCAAGUCCACCAUAGCAAUUGAGAAGUUUAAGCUGCUGUUGGAAAAAGUGGAGGAGAUAGUGGCCCGUAACUCCCAGUCUGAGAUGGACUACAGUGAUGCUCCGGAUGAGUUUAAAGACCCUCUGAUGGACACUCUCAUGACUGACCCUGUGAUAUUGCCUUCUGGAAACAUAAUGGACCGAGCCAUCAUCCUGCGCCAUCUCCUCAACUCGCCCACCGACCCCUUCAACAGACAGCCUCUCACUGAAAGCAUGCUGGAGUCAGUUCCAGAGCUGAAGGAGCGUAUUCAUGCGUGGAUGAGGGAGAAGCAAGGACGCUUUUCUCAGUGAGCCACACUUGCAGCCAGUUUAGGAUGGUUUCAAUAUGGAAUUUGACUUGGAACAGAUUGAAGGGAAGAAAGCAAAGAAGAAAAAAAAAACUGUCAUGAAACCUAAUUUGAGUUUUUUCCCUUUAUCAUUUUUUUUGUUUUAUUUUGUUUUUUUUUCCUGGGCCGUCAAGGUAAAGGCUGUUGGUUCUAAAUUGAAACAUAAUAAUAAAGUUUAGACUUUUAAAA
Messenger RNA from Astyanax mexicanus (Mexican tetra), 4846 nucleotides. It is a transcript of the gene ube4b, whose product is annotated as ubiquitination factor E4B, UFD2 homolog (S. cerevisiae). The transcript has 29 exons. Gene Ontology annotation, molecular function: ubiquitin-ubiquitin ligase activity. The record is from RefSeq and is a predicted model, not a curated record. Gene Ontology annotation, biological process: protein polyubiquitination. Bases 312 to 4622 code for a protein of 1436 amino acids. NCBI's taxonomy places the organism in Eukaryota, Metazoa, Chordata, Actinopteri, Characiformes, Acestrorhamphidae. Gene Ontology annotation, cellular component: nucleus; cytoplasm; ubiquitin ligase complex.